This is a messenger RNA of Balearica regulorum gibbericeps (East African grey crowned-crane), 1674 nucleotides long. The record is from RefSeq and is a predicted model, not a curated record. NCBI's taxonomy places the organism in Eukaryota, Metazoa, Chordata, Aves, Gruiformes, Gruidae.
GGUGAAUCUUAUGAGGUGUCUGUGAAGGAAGAAGAUGGUUGCAAGAAUUUAGAUUUGCGGUUGGGGUUUGAUCUAUGCACAGAGGAGCAGGAUUUCAUAUGUAAAAGGAAGAAGGUGGUUGCUGCUGCUCUGAAAAAUGUUCUUCAGCUAGAUGAAGACCUGCAGGAGGAUGAGGUGCCAGUGGUGGCAGUCGUGACCACAGCAGGGGGAGUGCGGUCCAUGACGGCUAUGUUUGGCAGUCUUCUGGCUCUCCAGGAGUUAGGUGUUUUGGACUGUGUCUCAUACAUCAGUGGUUUAUCUGCCACAACAUGGACCAUGGCAAAGUUAUAUGAAGAUGCAAAUUGGUCACAGAAGGAUCUCAGAGGACCAGUCGGUGAUAUCAGGAAACAUGUGAUCAAGAGCAAGUUGCACUGUUUCUCAUUGGAUCAUAUGAAAUACUAUGAAAAGGAGCUUUGUGAAAGAAAGCAAGAGGGGCAUAAGCUGUCCUUUACAGAUUUAUGGGGACUCUUCAUUGACUGUAUGCUGCAUCAUCAGGGAAGUACUCACAAACUCUCUGAUCAGCAACUGGCAGUAAAUCAGGGGCAGAAUCCACUGCCCAUAUACCUGUCCCUCAAUGUCAAGGAUGACUUUAGCACUCUGGAUUUUAAAGAGUGGGUGGAGUUCACACCUUAUGAGGUGGGUUUCCUGAAAUACGGGGCCUUUGUUCGUUCAGAGGAUUUUGGGAGUGAGUUCUUCAUGGGUCAUCUGAUGAAGAAGAUCCCAGAGUCCCGCAUCUGCUUCUUGGAAGGCACAUGGAGUAAUAUAUUUUCCCAGAAUUUUAUGGAUGCUCUCUACCUCUCGGGUCAUUCAGAGGACUUCUGGCACAGAUGGACCCGAGGCACUGAGCAUGACAUCGAGGAACAUCCUGCUCUGCCCAAGAAGCCUUAUGAACAGACAACAUCGUUAUCCAUUCCUAAAGGCUGCCUUUCCAAUACUCUUCGAGAAAUGAUGACUGGACGGCCAGUGGUUUCAACUUACCAUAAUUUCCUCAAGGGCUUGCAGCUACAUAACCAGUAUUUAGAGAAUGAGAGCUUUUGCAUGUGGAAAGACACGGUGCUUGAUUCUUCUCCCAACAAGCUGAUCGAAAUGGAUGACUACCUCAAGCUGGUAGAUACAGCUUUUUUCAUCAAUACCAGUUGCCCACCCAUUCUGAGGCCAGAGAGGAAAGUGGAUGUCAUUUUGCAUUUAAAUUACAGCGGAGGAUCACAGACUCUGCCACUGGACCUGUUUUCAGAGUACUGUUUGGAACAUGGGAUCCCAUUCCCUGGCACGGAGCUGAGCCAGGAAGACAGGGAACACCUGAAGGAGUGCUAUGUGUUUGAGGACAGCUUAGAGGCACCAAUCUUGGCCUAUUUCCCGCUGGUGUGUGAUACCUUCCAAAAAUACAAGGCACCGAAUGUGGAGCGCAGUCCCACCGAGAUGGAGCAGGGAAGAGUAAACGUGUCCAGCUGUGUUGCUCCCUAUGGCACUGGUCUGCUUACAUAUACUGAAGAGAAUUUCAACAAGUUGCUGAACCUGUGCAGCUACAACAUCCUGAAUAAUAAACACUGCAUUCUUCAGGCUUUGCGAACUGCAGUGGAACGAAAAAAACGAUGUAAAAACCAUUCGUCACCUCAGUUGUCUAAACUCUCUUAA